GUACAUAGGUACACUUUUUAGGUACUUUUACUUUACUUGAGUAUUUUCAUUUAAAGCUACUUCAUACUUGACUACAUUUCAGAGGGAAAAAUUGACACUAAUAGUUAGUUUACAACUUAAGACGUAACAUACAAAACCUAAGACCAGCUUAUAAAAUAUGAUGCAUUGUUAUAGAUGUAACUACUUCAGUGUGUAUAGUACUACAGUAUAUAUAUAUAGUAGUAACAUUACUAUGCUGCUUACAUAUUAAUGCAUUAGUAAUAUCAACCCAAUAAUAUGAGUAUUUUUACAUUGUGGUAUUUCUACUUUUACAUAAUUAAAGAUCUGAAUACUUCCUAUACCACUGAGGUUGCAGGUGUGAGUGUACAGUCUAUGAAACCCCAUCUGGUAGGCUAUAUGGCGCUAUCUAGUGGCAGCAGUUGGAAAACACGUAUUACAAACACUACAAUGUGUUGUACAAAUACACUCUCACUUUCUUCACAUUGUGGGAAUAUUCAUUUGUUGGCUAUUUAUAUUUCAGAUUUUGCUGAUCCUAAAUUGAUCUUACAUUUGAAGAGCCCCUCAAGGACCUUUGUUAUCAGUAUGAUCACUAAAGGUUAAAUGUAACUUUAUAGAGGAUUAAUGCUGUUGUGAAUACAUUCCUCACUACAAACAUACACUCUUAUAGCACUGAAAACUGGAAAUGAGCUUUCUCAUGUGCGGUAUUAGUUAUCUAUAACAGAUUAUAGCCUUCUCUCUACCACACCCCCUUCCAUCACCACCACCACCAUAGAUGCUCUCACAUACGGACAACAACCCUUCUUCAGACCAGACCCCGUUGCCUAGCAACGCCCUGCCAAGUGGCCCAGGGGCGGGAACAAGGCACUUGGCUUCCGCAGUAAUUACAGUGCGUGUGUGCGUGUGUGUAUAGUUUAACUGUGAGAACAUGCUUACAGUAGGCCUACUAGCAGUCUCAUGACCAAAAAGAAACCACACGAGUAGAGUAGUAGCCAUGUUCAGUACAAUUAUUUCUCUUCAGGCCUCUGAAAGGUCAGAUUUUAAACUCAUUAAGUCUCGAUAAGAAAUGUCUCAGCAUGAUAACACACAUCAGUAAAGCCACAUGAAAAAUCUAUACAUGUUCUAUUAUAUCAUUUGUGUAUCAAGUUCCAUGUUGGAUAUUACAAAGCCUCAACAUGUUGAAAUCAUAAAUUGGGUACUCCAUUUUACAAUUUUCACGUAUUUUAAAGUAUCAGAAAAUUCUUAAAAGUCUUUAUCAGUAAUGAACAACUUUAAAUAUCAUCCUGACCUAGCGUUAAUGUGACUGGGUGCAUCAUAGUGAUAAAGAGUAUUGCUUUGGCCAACAGCCUGUAAGCCUAAAUAUUUCCCUUGUGUGCCAGGGGCAUAUCCUCAGUUGGCUGCCCGCUAAUGAUGUUUUCUGCUCGGUGAACCAGGGCUGUGACUCCACUUGGCUACAGUCACUCCUCGCUCAGGGAGGGUUUCUCUGAAGGAGAGGACAAACUGGGCACCAGAAAGCCAGGACUGUCACCCUGUGACACCACAGUGCACAGGGGUGAAACACACACACACACACACACACGCCUCCCUUUCCCGUUCGCCCAACCCCCACAACACAGAAGUCACCGCCCUUCCCUCUCGCUCGCUCUCACACCAACAUGACUAUCAACACCGCCGUUCCAACCCGCCCGAAGCGGCGGAGCAUCAUGGGAGUUGUAGUCCCGGCAGCCCAAUCCAGUUCGAGAAGGCGAGGCCUCACCAAAAUACAACUCCCAUCUCGACCCUCGCACGCCGAGCCCUGUCGUCCAAUCUGAAUAUGUGGGAGGAGCACGUCCGCCCACAAAAGCCACAGCUAUCUCCCCGUAUCUCCCCCUUAAAAAAUCAAUUGUGCACGAAAAAAAGGGAAUACGCAUAAAAUUCAAAUACUGGUGACUGUUUGUUUUCGGUGCACAACGGACGGCGACGAGGCGUCCCCGCGUCGUGCGGCGAGAGAAACGGCAGCGACAGGCAGGAGCAGCGAAGAGGGUGUUGUCCUGAUGCUUAAAUGGAAGUGGGUGGGCCUCUACGGUCACACACUGCCAACUUCUCUGUGGAUAUCAUUCUGACAAGCGCUAAUUUGCUCGUUUAUGGACUGGUUAUCCGGUAAAAGAGACAUACGACGGGGCUGCGAGGAGGCCGACGGGCCGGGGACGGUCACCGUGUUCUCCGUUAUUUCCGUUAUUUGGGGCCGCUUGAUUGUGCCUGCGCUUGGCACCGCCCUUCCUGGCCGGUGGGUGGUUUCGUCAAACGGGCAGAUCCGCUACGGCCCAGCGCCGAACAUAUAGGCCGUCCUCCGCCUCUGUACCCGGCCGGCCUUCUACCGUGAACUACACCCUCUCCCUAUCGGUAUAUUAAUGCGUUAUGAGUGACUCGAAGAAGGAAUCUGGAACUGAAGGAGGGAAAGCAUCUAAAAAGGGGAAAAGUUCUGGAUCACAGGAUUCCUCUCAGCCCUCGCCGUUGGCUCUGCUAGCGGCCACCUGCAGUAAGAUCGGAGGGCAGGGGGGAACGGAGGGGGCCCAGGCCCACGUGGGGGCCCAGCAGAUCCAGGUCCAGGCUGGUCACAUUCAGCUGCAGGCAGGUCAGCUCCAGGGUCAGAUAGUGGUGGACACAGCUGGAGGUCAGGCCCUUGUGCCCCAGCAGCUGGAACUGGUCCCAGCUCAGUUCACAGGGAACGGCUGGCAGAUCAUUACAACAGCGCCUACUAUGGCCAAAGAGAACACCAAUCAGCCUGUUGCCGUGACGGUGGCCACCACCUUGGCUAAUGACAGCUCACCUGGCGGACGCAAGGUGAAGUCAGUAGGUGGGACCAACAGCGUUGCAGCCAAUCAGCAACAGCAACAGUUCCAGAUCAUCCAGGUUCAGAACCUGCCCAAUGCCGGGGGCGGGGUCCAGUAUCAGGUCAUCCCACACCUGCAGACUGCAGAUGGACAGCAGAUCCAUAUCAGCCCAGCUCAGACAGCCUCCAUCGGGGCUCUACCGGAGCAGGUCCAGCUCAUCCAGACCCAGAGUCCAAGCCAGACCCAGGCUAUCCUCCAGCCAGCCAACCAGCAGGCCAUCCUGACAAGUACAGCCAAUCAGACGGUCCCGCUGCAGAUCCGCCCUGCGCAGUCUUUCCCACUACAGCUGCAGACUCUGCAGGGCUCCCAGACUCCUGUUAUGACCACUGUACCCAUAAACCUCGGUGGCAUGACCCUGGCUUUGCCUGUGAUAAAUAAUGUUGGAGGGGGCGGGGCUGUGCAGCUUAUCCAAUCAGCAGAUGGCACAUUCUCUGUUGCCAAUGGCAACCAGCUGAUGACAACAGCAGUGUCUGGGGCAACUGCUGCAACAACAUCAACUGGCUCGACAGUGGCUGUAGCCGAAGGUGACAGCGUGUCUGAUGGGACGCAAAUGGUUUCUGUUGGAUCAGAGGGUGGACCAGCUGACACCCAAGUGCAGAGCAGUGAGGCAGACUCUCAAAUCCAGAACCAGGCCAACGGGCUGCAGAACCAGUCAGAUACAGCAGGAACCAUCCAGCAGGUGAUCGUGGGCCAGGUGGGGCACCAGUUGGUGCAGCAGAUCCAGUUGCAGCCCCAGGCUCAGAAUCAAGGUCAGGCCCAGGGACAGCAGCAACCUCAGCACAUUCAGACCCUCCAGCUGGCCCCAGGACAAACCCUGCAGCCCAUCCAGGCCUUUCAGAACCCAGCCCAGGUCCUUAUUCGUACCCCAACCCUGUCCCCCUCUGGGCAGAUCACCUGGCAAACACUGCAGCUGCCCGGUGGAGUGUCCCUGCAGGGCGGCCUCGGGACAGCCAUGCCGCAGCAGCUGACACUGGCCCCGGUGGCCGGUGGGACAACAGUGGGGAGUGGAGGGCUGGUCUCCCUGAGUGGAGCUCCUCUGACGCUGAGCGCAGCCCAGAUCAACCCAGGGUCUGGGGUACAGACGGUCAGCAUCGCAGGGCUGGGCACUGCAGGGGUUCAGAUGCAGGGUGUUCCCCUCACCAUUACUGGUCUACAGGGUCAACCACAGGGUCAGGAUGGGGUCAAAGUUCAGUCCUCUCCCGUGACGGUCACUGUUGGCAACGUAGCAUCAGGCUCAUCAAUGAGUCCAGACCAGCUAGGCUCCGUACAGAGUUCUUCGGACCAGGAGGGACCGCCCAGCAAGAGGCUUCGCCGUGUCGCUUGCUCUUGUCCGAACUGCAGGGAUGGAGAGGGAAGGAACAGCGGGGACCCCACAAAGAAGAAGCAGCACAUCUGCCACAUGGAGGGCUGUGGGAAGGUAUACGGCAAGACAUCCCACCUGAGGGCCCAUCUGCGCUGGCACACCGGCGAGAGGCCGUUUGUCUGUAACUGGAUCUUUUGUGGCAAGAGGUUCACCAGGAGCGACGAGCUGCAGAGACACCGGAGAACGCACACAGGAGAAAAGCGUUUUGAGUGUCCCGAGUGCUCCAAACGCUUCAUGCGCAGUGACCACCUUUCCAAGCACAUCAAGACCCACCAGAACAAGAAGGGUGGAGCUGCAGUGGCAAUCAUCACCACUGAUGACAUGGAGGAAGACGCCCCUGAAGGCCUUGGUGACUCCCCUCAGAUUGUCGCUGUGGCGACCCUCUCGCGUGACUCUGACCCUGCUACACCCACCACCUCUAAUCACCUGGAGGAGGAGGAGGAAGAGGAGGAAUUUGAAUAGGCAACUGACUCCUGUUUCUUUGUGGAAGGCUGACUUCCUGUUUUUUUGGGAGUCUUUGCAGAGACUGUAAGGGUGGCUUCAUUUUCUUUUCUUUACUUUUAAUUUGACAUCAUUUUAAAAAUGUUGUUCUCUCGUGAAAAGGGACUCGAGACGGGAUCAUGCAAUGAACAAAAACCGAAAAAUAUAAACAUCACAAUCUAAAAAAACUAACACAUAUAAUAACAAAACUUUUGCCUAAACGUAUGAAAGAUUAGUUUGGCAUUUAUAAAAUGAAUCUAUAAUAAUUCAUGCCUGGUGGGGAAAGGAAUAUAAAUAGUGUCUAGAUUAGCACAAGACAGGGGGACCUGCUGAAUUUAAAACCAUUCAACAUUGAGAGACAUUUUCCUAAUCGCAACAGAAUCGAACUCUAUGCACAAAGUUGUGUACCUGUCAGACAGUGCUGAGGGUCAAUCAUGGUACAGGACUGUUGCAGAGUAGUGAUAGAGCAGGGGCAGUCUUGGGAUGGUGUGUGUGUAUAUGUGACCUGUGUGAAUGAGUGUGUGUUUGUAUUCCCAUGGUAUCACGGAGAGGAUCUACCUAAUUUGAGUUUUAUUCAUGGUUCAGGUUUAGUCCUCAGAUCAGAUUCAGGUGUUGAUUCCUUUGAAAACAGUCAAUGGAUAAACUGAAGAAGAGAGGGGAUAAUUCUAACAAAAAACAAAACAAAAAAAAAGAGUAGAAAAAAAGCACAUAUAAAAAGAUUUAUAAAUAAUGCAUUCCUAUUGAGGCGCAGUGGCCAUUAGAAAAAAGGUUUCUAUAGAAAAAACAAUCUAGCUUUCUACAACUUUGUUUGUGUAGUGAAAGCAAUACUAUUAUGACAAUCCUAGUGAAACCAUGUUUACAUUGUCAGGGGAGGUUUUCUCUGUUAAUAAAACAAACCAGUUCGCUCUAAGAUUAGGGAAAACAUCUGAAAGCAGUGCUGUAGUCGGAACAAAGCCAGUUAUACUUUGGAGAUACCACAGGGUGGCUUUAACAUCACAGCUGCACAGUCUAUCCAGUGUGAGUUUGUAAUUUUUAUAUGAUCGAUUACCAUCAGAUGGUACCUGGUAGAUGUAACGACAGUUUCGUCCGACAGCGGCACCGUCACUGAUGUUGCUUUUUGCUUUCUGUGCUCUGGCGAUGACCCCUCUCCACCUCUAACCCUGCUACGUGACCGAUGUACCACAAUUGCCUUAACACAAGCUGUUGUACAGAGGGAACUUCAGUUAGAGUUAGGUGGAUGGAGAAAAGAGGGAGCUCCCCUGCAUUAUUAGGGGGUGACAUGGAGAGCAGACCACAGCACAGGGUGGUAAAGUGAGACAAAGUGAUAAGAGCUGUGGGUGGGAGUGGGUCGGGCUAUUUAGCUGUGUGGAUAUUAUGAGAUGUUUUCUGGUGGUGUUGCUCUGUGUUAGUUCAGUGCGUACAUUCUUUUUAAAUUAAAAUAUCAUUUUAUUUUAUAGAAUUUAUUAGUUGUUUUAAAAAGUCCCCUCCCAGUAUGUUAACACACAGGACCCCCAGUGUGUAUGGCUAAUUUAUUAUUUAUCCUUGAUUUGUACUAUUUGCCUUUUGCUGGACUUGUAUUUGUGUGCGUUGAUUCUGAGGUUGUGUACAGCAUGUUUGAGUUUUUUUGCUGUAGUGCUGCUUCUCUCUUCUUUACUCUUUGUGCUUCUGUUUUCUUUUUCUAUGUCUCUGACCAUUGCUGUUCAUUUCUUCUUCUCUUUGCGCCAUAAUGUGUUUUUGGAGAAAAAUAAAUAACAAAAGAAGAAGAAAGCAAAAAAGUUACUAUUGUUUAAAGUUGAAAAGAUUGAUACCAAACAAAUUUAGAUGUUUUUGGUAAUAUUUUGUGUGACAACCAACUUUUUUUCUUUGAUAUUUUGUAGUGACAUCUCAUUUGUAAAUCUUUUUCUAAAAGAUGUUUGUUCGUCUCCAUGACAUUUGAUAAUGGGUUUUUUGCUAGGUUAGCCUCAAAGGCCCCAGGUUAUUGAUAUUUUUAAAACUGGUUUGUACAAAGGUGUUAUGUCAAUAAAAAUAAAAAAAAUAUAAAAAAGGACAACUUCAAGCAGAAAAGAUGCUUUGCCUGCAUAACACUUGACAAUAAAGUGAUUAAAAACGCUCUUAAAUUCC
This is a messenger RNA of Siniperca chuatsi (mandarin fish), 6834 nucleotides long. It is a transcript of the gene sp4, whose product is annotated as sp4 transcription factor. Bases 2395 to 4695 code for a protein of 766 amino acids. Gene Ontology annotation, molecular function: RNA polymerase II cis-regulatory region sequence-specific DNA binding; DNA-binding transcription factor activity, RNA polymerase II-specific. NCBI's taxonomy places the organism in Eukaryota, Metazoa, Chordata, Actinopteri, Centrarchiformes, Sinipercidae. Gene Ontology annotation, biological process: regulation of transcription by RNA polymerase II. The record is from RefSeq and is a predicted model, not a curated record. The transcript has 8 exons.